AUUUUUCUUCACACUUGAACACAGAGAGAGAGAUUUCUUUUUUAUUUCACUAUCUCUAUGGAGAAAAACAAACGAGAAAAAUAUUGCAGAAAAUAAGAAAAGAUGUGUAGAAAGUGAGCUGAAGCAUGGACAACAUCACUGUAUCUGCUUCGGUAGAUAAUUAUAACCGAUUGGGCACCCUAGCUCUUCAAGAAUGCAUGCUUGUCGUCAUCAUGACAUCAGCAAUUAUUGGGAAUGCGUUGGUGUGUUACACUACAUGGAAACAAAAAUUACUUAAAAAUACUACCUGGAAUUAUUUAUUUAGUUUGUCCAUUUCUGAUAUGGCUGUUGCAUUUUUAGACAUUCCCAUUGUCAUAUACGCUACAUACGAUGAAGAUAUUUUAAAUAACGAAACGUUAUGUCAGUUUAAUGGAUUCUGUUUAGUGCUUUUCUUUCUGUCAUCUUUAAUGACAUUAGCUGUAAUAAGUUUACACAAAUUUUUAUUCGUUCAUCGCCCUUUAUACUGGAGAAGUGUCGAUCAUUCUUUGCAUUUUAUUACUGGUGUUUGGAUAGCAUCAUUUGUCGUAGCGAUAGGACCUGUCUUGGGUUGGAGCCGAUAUGUCCAUGUAGAUGGGAGAACGCAAUGCAUAGCUGGUGUAGAUAGAGCCGUAUCUGAUUACGUGUAUUUAGCAGUGUUUUUUAUUCUCGGUUUCAUCGCGCCAUUCGUAAUAAUGGUAAUCUGUUACAGUACAGUUUACAUUGAAACAAAGAAUCAUGCGGAAAGAUUAAAAAAUAACACACUUAGUGAUAUUCGUUUAGUUAACGAAGGACAUAUUCUAAAAACUAUCAUUAUUAUUGGCUUAACAUUUUGUAUUUGCUGGUCACCGUUCGUCGUGUACUUAUGCAUGAUAAUCACAGGUAGCAACAUGCCUGUUGUUUUACCUCAACUGGCGGUUAUAUUUGGUUUUUUACAGUCAGCAAUUAACCCAGUAAUAUACGCCAUGAGACAUGACUUGUUUCGUGAUAGAUACAAAAGUAUCCUAUGUUGCACAACUUACGGCCAGCAUGAAAUGAGAGCACGAACUUUAUCUUCUUCAUCAGCAAUCGUUCUAAGAAGACCUACGCUUGUUUCCAUGAGAAAAAGCACCGUUGAUGUAAACAUUGACGAAGUCUUGAUUACUACAAACACGAAUGCUUUAUCGAUUAUUUAUAAAGAACCAAAUAUGUCACAGAUGAUAGAAGCAUCAUUCGAUAAUCCAAUGUUUCAAGAAACUUAAUUAAAAAAUCCCGAUAAAACUUUAUAACAGUUACUUGGACAUAAAAAUUGAUUUAUUUAUUUAUUUAUCCGGGCCUCGAUUCUACUUAAAAAAUUGUAAACUUGGGUAGAGGCCAUGCGCUAGGCCCAAUCUCCACCCCAUGACCUGCAGCGUAUUUUAUUCAUCGUACGUGUUUCAUCCUGAUAUCCAAAAAUGUCACGGGCCCUGGGAUUGAGGUUGCAAGAGACCCUAUGAUGAU
Molecule: messenger RNA, 1494 nt
Organism: Hydractinia symbiolongicarpus
Lineage: Eukaryota; Metazoa; Cnidaria; Hydrozoa; Anthoathecata; Hydractiniidae
Product: adenosine receptor A3-like
Exons: 2
Coding region: 126-1256 (376 amino acids)
Biological process (GO): G protein-coupled receptor signaling pathway
Cellular component (GO): membrane
Molecular function (GO): G protein-coupled receptor activity
Source: RefSeq, a predicted model, not a curated record